GCCGCGGGCGCGGCCAUGGCGGACCCGGCCCGGGACGCGCUCGGUGCCGCCGCGCCGGAGCCGCCGCCCGCGGGCUCCUCCCCGCCCGCCGCCGGCGAUGGGGCGGCGCCCGCGGGGGAAGCGGCGGCCGCAGAGGGAGCGGGGGAAGGCGAGGUGGGGGAGGCUGGCGGUGGCGGCGAGCUGAAGGCGGAGGUGGCGGACGGGGAGGUGAGGAGCGCGGACGGGGAGGCGGCGGACGGGGAGGAGCCGGGGCUGCAGGCGUGCGCGGCCAGGAAGGCGAAGCUGGAGCUGAAGGAGCGGAAGGAGAAGAAACAGAAGGUGGACGAGGACGAGAUCCAGAAGAUGCAGAUCCUGGUCUCCUCCUUCUCCGAGGAGCAGCUGAACCGCUACGAGAUGUACCGCCGCUCCGCCUUCCCCAAGGCCGCCAUCAAACGGCUCAUCCAGUCCAUCACCGGCACCUCGGUGUCCCAGAACGUCGUCAUCGCCAUGUCGGGCAUCUCCAAGGUGUUUGUGGGGGAGGUGGUGGAGGAAGCUCUGGAUGUGUGUGAGAAGUGGGGGGAGCUGCCCCCCCUGCAGCCCAAGCACAUGAGGGAGGCCGUGCGGAGGCUCAAGGCACGGGGGCAGAUCCCCAACUCCAAGUACAAAAAGAUCAUUUUCCACUGAGGGAGGCUGGCAGCAGCUUCCUGUAGGACCUUCCCACCCAGACCCUUCCCCAAGGCCCCUCUGGGGUGGCCUGGGGGGCCUCCAGGAUGUUCCUGCUGUCCCUGCCCAGGCUGGGCAGAGCUGGAUGCACCCACGGCAGGGAGAGAACAUCCAGGGGCUGCAGAGCUUUUCCUGCUGGCCCAGAUGUGCUGUCCGUGCCCAGAUGUGUGGCUUUUUUUGUACAUUAAACUUAUUCUCGUGUUCAUAA
Messenger RNA from Motacilla alba alba, 910 nucleotides. RefSeq names its product TATA-box binding protein associated factor 11 (gene TAF11). Lineage: Eukaryota; Metazoa; Chordata; Aves; Passeriformes; Motacillidae. The record is from RefSeq and is a predicted model, not a curated record. Bases 16 to 663 code for a protein of 215 amino acids. Gene Ontology annotation, cellular component: transcription factor TFIID complex; nucleus. Gene Ontology annotation, molecular function: transcription coactivator activity; protein heterodimerization activity. Gene Ontology annotation, biological process: transcription initiation at RNA polymerase II promoter; RNA polymerase II preinitiation complex assembly. The transcript has 5 exons.